Molecule: messenger RNA, 4563 nt
Organism: Esox lucius (northern pike)
Lineage: Eukaryota; Metazoa; Chordata; Actinopteri; Esociformes; Esocidae
Gene: tead3b
Product: TEA domain family member 3 b
Exons: 16
Coding region: 453-1799 (448 amino acids)
Biological process (GO): hippo signaling; embryonic organ development; positive regulation of transcription by RNA polymerase II
Cellular component (GO): transcription regulator complex
Molecular function (GO): DNA-binding transcription factor activity, RNA polymerase II-specific; RNA polymerase II cis-regulatory region sequence-specific DNA binding
Source: RefSeq, a predicted model, not a curated record
GUUUUUUUCUUCGUUUUCCAGUGUAGUGCGUUGAUUUCAUACCAAAGUCAUACUUAACAUUCCACUUACACUGUCAAACCAGGCAAAAUAUUACUGAAAACAAUAAAGGCGCCAAAAAAAAAACUAUCAAAAUUAGUACGUUAUCUUCGCUUUUGUAAGGAGUGGUGAUUGCAAAAAAAGCUGCUUGGAUCUGGAACACUUUCUUCCAAACUUGUUCUCCAGAAGAAUCAAGUCGUUAUUAUACAGGAGGAUUGACAGACUGAGAAAGACACAUUUGAGGAAUACAUAACUCGACAUUUUACGCGCUGUUUUGCUGCACCCCAUAGAUCCUCUGACUGUGGGGCUCGGGGUCGGGCCCAGGGGGAGCCGCCACCAUUGCUUCCAACGAGUGGAGUGCCAACGGUAGCCCGGGGGAUGGGCUGGAUGAGGGGAGCGAUGAGCUGGAUAAGGCCAUGGAUGGUGAUGCGGAGGGGGUCUGGAGCCCGGACAUCGAACAGAGCUUCCAGGAGGCCCUGGCCAUAUACCCACCCUGUGGACGGAGGAAAAUUAUCCUCUCAGACGAAGGCAAGAUGUAUGGUCGCAAUGAGUUGAUAGCCAGGUACAUCAAGUUGAGGACAGGCAAAACCCGCACAAGAAAGCAGGUAUCUAGUCACAUUCAGGUGUUAGCACGGAAGAAAGUUCGAGAAUACCAAGCCGGUAUCAAGGUUUCUAGCCAUUUGCAGGUUCUCGCCCGGAGAAAAUCUCGCGAGAUCCAGUCAAAGCUGAAGGCCAUGAAUUUGGACCAGGCAUCCAAAGACAAGGCCCUCCAGAACAUGGCAGCUCUGUCGUCGGCCCAGAUUGUGUCUCCGAGCCUUAUCAAGAGCCAGCUGCCCCCACUGCCCCAUUCUCCCUACCCGCCGCAAGCCAGGUUCUGGCCAGGCCCCAUACCAGGACAGCCUGGUCCCUCUCAGGAGCUGGUUCUAGAGCUCAACCCGGGAAGGACUCCUGGGCUUGGCCGUACUAGCUAUGCUAUUAAACCUUUUGCACAGUCCUCGUACCCAAACCCACUACCAGGCCCUGCCCCCCCACCUAUAUCAACUUAUGAGCCCUUGGCACCCCCCCUCCCCCCGGCCGCUACAGCGGUGCCCGUGUGGCAGGACCGGACCAUUGCCUCUUCCAAACUGCGGAUGCUAGAAUACUCUGCCUUCAUGGAGGUGCAGAGGGACCCCGACAACUACAGCAAACAUCUGUUUGUCCACAUUGGUCAGACCAACCCGUCCUACAGCGACCCCCUCCUGGAGGCAGUGGACAUCAGGCAGAUCUACGACAAGUUCCCUGAGAAGAAAGGCGGGCUCAAGGAACUUUAUGAGAAAGGCCCCCAGAACGCCUUUUUCCUUGUUAAAUUUUGGGCGGACCUGAACAGCAGUGGCAUGCAGGACGGCCCAGGCUCCUUCUACGGAGUCAGCAGCCAGUACAGCAGCUCUGAGAACAUGACCAUCACUGUCUCCACCAAAGUCUGCUCCUUCGGCAAACAGGUGGUAGAGAAAGUAGAGACGGAGUACGCCCGGAUGGAGGGGGGAAAGUGCAUCUACAGAAUCCACCGCUCUCCCAUGUGCGAGUACAUGAUUAACUUCAUCCACAAGCUGAAACACCUGCCAGAAAAAUACAUGAUGAAUAGUGUUCUGGAAAACUUCACUAUCCUCCAGGUGGUGACAAACCGUGACACUCAGGAGACCUUGCUGUGUAUAGCGUUUGUGUUUGAGGUCUCCACAAGUGAACACGGGGCACAGUACCAUGUCUACAGGCUUGUCAAAGACUGACCCACCCGCUGGCCUGCAUGGAGGUUUUGGUAUCCGGCUGACAGUGCCGCAUGACCCGACUCUGUACAGUACACUGACAGACUGCUCAGCUGCCAAGAAACAUUCAAAACGACGUUAGAAUGAACUGACAUGAACACAUUUUAUACUUCCACACUAUUUCUUUUUCUUUUUUGUUAAAUAGGAAACAGGAUGAAGUCUCUCAACAGACAAGAGAGGAAAUGCAGAGUUCAUGGUUUUGUUUUUAAAUGCAACCUUUUAACCAUAUAUUUAAAUGUGCCAAGACGAAGUGGGUCACAUUAGUUGCGACAACACAUGUACAUUAGCUUGAGAUGUUUUUGACUGAGGGAAUGAGAAAGUGUACACGGUUGAGAGUUGUCUCAGAGAACACAUACUCUGGUAUGAGAAGUGUAGACAAUGGAAUAGCACAGGUGCAAGGACCAUGGAAGACGAGCAAAUGCAAAAAUAAUCCAAAAGUAGAACUGUCCUACCAAGUGGUGUUUAACAAAUUAGAUAGGAUGUGCCUUUCUCCAAAGAAAAGUAUUGAUUGAUUGCCAGCUACUCCUGAAUGCCUUAUUGACUACCUCUUGUCGUAAAGAACCAGAAAGAAACCGUGCUGAUUUAAAUGCAUCAACAAAUUGAAAACUGAACAUGACAAUGUAGUUUACCUUCUCCUACCUGCAAAUCCUGUAGAUAUUUGAAGCACAUUUCUUAUCCUGGAACAUUGUGUUAUGGACGGAUGUGUAUAAAACAAUUAUUCAUUUUCAAUUGAUGUGUUAUCAUGAAUGGUUUAAGACUGGCUGCAGUUGAUGUGUACAGUGAGGGGAUAGCAUGAUCAGAUCAUUCAGUUUCGAAUCCCUUGGCUUUAAUGGGUCUUGAGAACAACACAUCCAUGUGCUGUGGCGCACUUAAGAUCAACAAAGGGUGAAGCAACACAUUUAUUUUCUGCCUUUAGUUUUUGAAAUGAACAGUUUCCUUACUGUGAGUAAGUGGAUGCUACAGGAAUAUGUGUUACAUAGGAGUAUUUUGGGGACAUCUCUUUAUAUUUGUAAUUAACUUUAACUCAGCACAGAGACCAUAGCUGUUCUGCUAGUAUCUGGGUUCAACACGAUUUUCUACAAGUUCGCCGUAUUAGAACUUGCCAGGUUUUAACAAUUUUAAUGUAAGGAUAAAAUGAUACUUCUGUGGUUUUAUCACCUGUUUUUUCUAAUGCUAUAUCACCAUUUUGAGAGACCACAAUUGAUGAAUUUCACAUUCAAUGUAAUGGCUGGCCUACAUGUGUAAAAGGAUUUUCUCUUUUAAAAAAAGCUGUUAUCUCUUAACUUAUGAGUAAAAGCCCAAGAAAUGUAACUGUUAAUUUGUCAAUGACAUCGGCUUAAUUAAUAAUAUAUAUUUUAAAGAAAGCUAUCUUCUCUGUGCUGCGGUGUGUGACCAUUGAUUGUUAUUUAUAAUAAAACGAAUGGGUGAUUCUCACGAAACCAGUUUUAACAUGUCUGUAGCAAAUUGAGUAACAAAUUCUGGAGAGUAUUUUUUUAAGUACUUUUUUUAUUUCCCCAGAAUUCUCAUUACACAGUUAAUCAUGACACUAUUGAACUCUGCUCAUUUUGUAGAAUUGAAUUUCUAACAUCUAAUUAAAAUCCAAAAUGUGUUGCUUUAGUUAUUCAAUAAAUCAAACAAUUAGAUAUUUGUAUUAAAAAAUAUAUAAUUAAUAAUAAUAACCAAUAAUGCAUCGUAAGAAGUAGUAAACCUAAGGUGAUCUAAACAUUUAUUUAUUUACUUAUAUUAAAUUAAAUCUCAAACAGUGCAUUUCCCCACUUGGCCUUGUUGUUACCGAAACAGCUAAUGAGUUCAAAACUGAUGGAAGUUAUAUAAUUUAAUUUGAAAUAUUUUAUAUUUUACACCAAGUCCUUAUAUUGGGGGUACUAUUGUUACAAAACAUUAUAUAUGGAUUUGUUUGUUACCUAUGGUAGUAGUGGAAAUUGGUUAAAUGCCUAUAAUGCCUAUUAGAAAAACAACAUGAUAAUGUUUUUGAAAUAAAUAUGCAGUUAUUAAUCUCAGUCAUCCAUUUUAUGGAAAACUACACUUCAGAUUGUUUUGGUCAAAUGUCAGUUUCGUGAGAAUGACCCACGUGGUGGGAGGGCUGGGGGCCACGUGUUUAACCUUUGCCAUUGCAAUGAAGGCGUUACAAUUAUUGCUGAGCUGAACUUUAUACUAAAGACAACAUAACUGUCAUCCCAUGGAUCUAGACUUGGAUGGUCUCGACCUUGGACGGUUCACUGGACUUGUCAUAAGAAUUCAUACAUAAGACUUUUUAUGGUGGAUUUAGUACACCGGGCUUUGAAUGUCUUGCUUCCAGGAGCUUGACUUCAAACAACUGCUUUACAAACAUCUUUAUUAGCGGAUUUCUCAACUUUACCUUUUUUUACAGGCCCUUGUUUUUUAUUAUCAUUAUCAUAAUUCAUAUUUUUGUUGUUUUUGUUGUUUUUUGACUUUCAGUGGAAGCCAUAUGCAUCUGUUGAAAACGUUGUGUGUUUUUGUUGACCUUGAUAAUGAGAUAUUAUGUAUCAUUUGAAUGGUGUGGGCAAGUAUUUUUCGGUUAUAAGGUGGUUUAUUGUGGCCUUGGUUACCAACUGCGCAUUGCAUUUUUGUAUUUUCUGUUAUCUUCAAAGUAAGGGGGUUUGUAUUAUAUAAUCAAAUCAAGAUGUAUAAUCUAACAAUAAAAGACGCAUUGUGCCUUUGGGGCCAUUUGUCCCCAGAAAACCCAUUA